AUGAAGAUACUAACAGAGACAGUGGAUGUACAGCUGAAGCUGCUGCGUCGACUGCAGCAACGACUGCAGCAGCAGCAGCUGCAGCAGCUGCAUCAGCAGCAACCAUCUGUACAGCAGCAGCAGCAGGAUGCAGCAGAUGAAGAGGUGCGGCUAACAAGCAUGCCGCUGCAGGUCAAGGUAUGCGAGGUGUUGCUGAGUGCUGCAGCAGAAGCUUUUGCUGCUCUAACUGAAGCAACACCAGAAGUAUUAGAUAUGAAUGAGAUGAGACAGGCAAUAAGUAUAAUGUUCCCGCAGAAUGAAUUACCCCCAGCAGAGUUGCAGUGUACAUACACCUCAGAGACAGCUGCAUUAGAUAAACGUUUAUUAAUAUUCCUCAGAGAUAUUAUCUCUUCUUCUCGUUCUUGUCUUAUUGAUAUAGCCGAAGCAGCAGAAGGGGAGUUGCUGCAGCUGCCUUUGGGUUUAUUUAGGGGGCUAGAGGUUCGCUUUGCUGAUAUAGAUGCUGUCUUUGUUGCUGCAUGCAAGAAGCUGCUCUACUGCAACCCACCGCCAUCGCAGCAAGCUGUAUGCAUGCGGCUCAGUCUCGGGCAGCAGGUCCGCUGCAGCAGCCAGAUGAGAGACAUAGACGAUGGGAGAGAAGCACAGGCUGCGCUGCAGCGGGCUCUCAAGGCCGAUGGUUCGCUGGGGGCAGCAGCAGGCAGAGGCAGGGGUAGGGGGCGGGGUGGUUAUGGGGGCAGGGGAGGUGCUGCUGCAGCAAGGGCUCAAGCAGCAGCAGCAGCAGCUGCUGCUGCUGCUGCGGCUGCUGCUGCUGCUACACCUGCAACUGGAAACCUACCCACAGCCGCAGCUCCGACAGCUCCUGCUGCUCCCGCUGCUGCACCUGCUGCUGCUGCUGCUGCUGCUGCUGCCACCGCACGAGGCGCCAGCAGACAGCAACGCAGAGCAGCACGCAGCCAGAGGAUGGGGGGGGAGUACUUUGAGGGGCACAUAUCAGAUGGAGACCAAAUACGCAUCACUGAAGACUCGUCGCAGCAGCAGCAGCAACAGCAGCAGCAACAGCAACAGCUGCAGCAGCAGCAGCAGGUGCAACAGCAGCAACAGCAGCAACCAACAGCAAGCGCAGCAGCAACAGAUCCACCAGCAGCAGCUCUUCUCAAACAACAGCGCCUGCCGCAGCAACAGCAAGCGCAGCAGCAACAGAUCCACCAGCAGCAGCUCUUGCAGCAGCAACUGCAACAGCAGCAGCUGCAGCAACAGCAGCGGCAGAUACAGCAGCAGCAAGCUCAGCUGCAGCAGCUGCGGCAACCCCAGGUGCAAAAUAGCCAGCAGCUGCAGCAGCAGGCACAGCAGCAACAUCUGCGACAGCCCCAGCUGCAGCAGCAGCUCCAGCAGCAGGCGCAGCAACUGCAGCAACAGGCACAGCAGCAGCAGCUGCGCCAGCCGCAGCUGCAAGCACAGCAGCUGCAGCAACAGGCGCAGCAACUGCAGCAACAGCUGCAGCAGCAACAGCAACUACGAAACGUGCCACCCCAGUUGCAGCAGCAGCUGCAGCAGCAGCAGCAGCUACAGCAGCACCUGCAGCAGCAAGUUCAGCAACAUCAGUUGCAGGUGCAGCAGCUGCAACAGCCUCAACUGCAACAACAACUGCAGCAGCAGCAGCUCCAACAACAACAGCUGCAGCAGCAUCAGUUGCAGCAGCAGCUGCUUCAGCAACAGCUGCAGCGGCAGCAGCAGCUGCAGCAGCAGCAGCGGCAGCAGCCGCUCGCAACACCCCAGUUGCAUCAACAGUUGUUGCUGCAGCAGCGGCAGCAGCAACUGCUGUUGCAGCAGCGGCCAGUUGGCGCAGCAGCUCAGCUGCAGCAGCAGCAGCUGCAGCUGCAGCGCCAUUUGCUGCAGCAGCAGCUACUGCAGCACCAACAGAUGCUACAGCAGCAACAGCAGCAGCUUCUGCAGCAGCAGCUGCAGCAAGGAACAGCAGACAAGCGCAGCGCUGCCUGGGCGUCUCCAGGAGAGCAGCAGCAAAAGAAGCAGAAAGGGGAGGGCGAGGGAAACAUCAGCAGCAGCAGCAGCAGCAGCAGCGGCGCACCAGCUGAGGCUCAGGAGGUGCAGCAGCAGUAA
Molecule: messenger RNA, 2115 nt
Organism: Eimeria mitis
Lineage: Eukaryota; Apicomplexa; Conoidasida; Eucoccidiorida; Eimeriidae
Cellular component (GO): nucleus
Source: RefSeq, a predicted model, not a curated record